GUUUUUUUAGACAGUGUUUUGUUUUUCAUGUGGAAGUGACGAAUUUUCGGUCUAUGGAAUGAGUUUGUGUGUAGCAAUGGUGAAAAAAGUGAUGUGUUUCAUUGCUGCGUUUGUUUAAACAGCGGAUUCCUUCAACUGAUAGGUCAAAAUGGCGACGGAACAGCCUCAAACGACGGGGGCCACUACUCCUGGGGCUGACAGUGUAGUGGACCCCACAUUAGCUGCCACGACUCCGGCCCCCAGAAAGCAAGCAAGGCCGCGGGGCAAGCCGCAACCAGAAAAACCGAAAAGGAGUUUAUUUUGUUUAGGACUUAAGAAUCCAUUGAGAAAACUGUGUUAUGACAUAGUUGAAUGGAAUAUAGCGAGUAUGAUUCUACAAUAUAUUUCAAGAGACUCCUUUGACGUGAAGGCUUUGAGAGCUUUCAGAGUGUUAAGACCUCUACGGUUGGUCUCAGGAGUGCCAAAUGAAAAGAUAAAAGAUCCAAGUCCAUGUAAUAGUGAGCCUGGAGAUUUUGGAUUCAAAUGCCCCCUCGGCUACGAGUGCAGAGGAGAUUGGGAGGGAAUCAAUUAUGGCAUCACCAACUUUGACAACAUUGGCUACGCUAUGCUUACAGUCUUCCAAUGCAUCACUCUUGAAGGAUGGACUGAUAUUAUGUAUGCUAUUUCCAAUGUCAAGGGUAACACAUGGCCUUGGAUCUACUUUGUGACGCUGGUCAUCUUCGGCAACUUCUUCGUCAUGAACCUUAUUCUCGGUGUGUUGUCCGGAGAAUUCUCCAAAGAAAGAGAAAAGGCAAAGAAUCGUGGUGACUUCCAGAAAUCUCGUGAAAGACAACAAUUUGAAGAAGACUUAAAAGGUUAUUUAAAUUGGAUCACCGUGGCUGAAGAGUUGGACCUUGAAAAUGAUCAAGGCCAGAAGGAUGACGAUCAAGAUUCUCAAGAUAAAAAAGACAGAAAAAGUAACGAAGGAUCUCAAAGCAAUAUAAAUACAAAUACGGAACAAGGGCACGCAUCAACAUGUAAAGUUUACUGCAGGAGGUUUGACAAGCCAACCCUAUUAUUUAGACGAAUUCCAAGAAUACGCAAACUAUUUGUUCGUGGUAUUAUUUACAAUGGAAAUGUUGGUGAAGAUGUAUGCACUGGGCUUGCAAAUACUGGCGGUCACUCUCCAACUUGGUCGCCUCUCUUCUGAACUCCAUCCAAUCUAUCUUCUCUCUUCUUUUACUGCUUUUCUUAUUCAUCAUGAUCUUCGCUCUGCUGGGCAUGCAAGUGUUCGGAGGAAAAUUUGACUACGAACCCGAGGAGGAAAAGGAGAGGCAUAACUUUGACUCUUUCUGGCAAGCCGUGCUGACAAUGUUUCAGAUCUUAACUGGUGAAGAUUGGAAUGCUGUAAUGUACCACGGCAUUAAUGCUUACGGUGGAGUCGGCACGGCCGGCAUGUUGGCCUCUAUCUAUUUUAUUGUUAUCUUCAUUUGUGGUAACUAUAUUCUACUAAACGUGUUCUUGGCUAUCGCUGUCGACAAUUUAGGAGAUGCCGAGGAAAUGGACGAAAUUCAAAAAGAAAAAGAUGAGGCAGAGCACCCAGAAGCUGGUAAUCCUCAACUUGAUGAAGAGAGAGGCGAGACUGAUGAUGAAUACGUCAACGAAGAAGAAGGUUAUUCUGGCGAAGAGUCAGAAAGUGAAGUGACUGGUUCGGAAGAAGAAGUUGAAGAACAGGAGCAAGAAGUAAGAGAUGAAGCUAACAAUACUCUUGUUCAAAAUGAGAAAAAACAAAAUGGAGAUAUAAAGAAAGAAGAAUCGCCGAAACGUCAGACAGCGCUUGCAACGUCAGCGCGACCUCGACGUUUAUCUGAAGUGGAAAUGAAGAAUGAGGACAAGCCCAUCCCUGAAGGCAGUAGCUUCUUCAUCUUCUCCAAUACUAAUUGGUUCAGAGUGACAUGUUACAAAAUCCAGAAGAAUUCAUGGUUCAAGAAUUUGAUUCUGCUCUGCAUUCUAGCGUCUUCUCUUAUGCUGGCUAUGGAAGACCCUGUCGGUAGUAAGGACAGUGAACAGCAGACAGAGAUCCUUCGUAAAAUUGAUUACUUCUUUACCACUGUAUUCACUGUAGAACUACUCCUGAAGGUCAUCACAUAUGGUUUCAUCUUACACAAGGAUGCCUUCUGCAGAUCAGCUUUCAAUCUCCUUGACUUACUCGUUGUUAUCGUGUCUUUGAUUUCUUUGGAUGGGUCCAAAAACACUGUUUCAUUUAUAAAGAUUUUGAGAGUAUUCCGAGUGUUGAGACCUUUAAGGGCAAUCAACAGAGCCAAAGGAUUGAAGCACGUAGUACAGUGCGUGAUCGUCGCUAUUAAGACGAUUGGCAACAUUUUGUUGGUGACAAAUCUUCUACAGUUCAUGUUUGCUGUAAUGGGAGUGCAAAUGUUCAAGGGUAAAUUCUAUAGAUGCACAGAUAUCACCAAAGUUACUGAGGAGCAGUGCAAGGGAACAUACUUGAUUAAUAAAAAUGGCAAGCUGGACAUUGAGGAGAGGUUUUGGAUUCGGAAUAAGUUCAAUUUUGACGACGUGCUCAACGGGAUGCUCACGUUAUUCACAGUAUCUACCUUCGAAGGGUGGCCAGGACUUCUAUCAACGUCAAUGGAUUCGAACGAGGAACGACAUGGUCCUAUCGAAAAUUCCAGACCUUUGGUCGCUUUCUUCUACAUCAGCUAUAUUAUUGUUAUUGCAUUCUUCAUGGUCAACAUCUUCGUAGGUUUCGUCAUAGUAACAUUCCAGAAGGAGGGAGAACAAGAAUUCAAGGACUGCGAACUGGACAAGAACCAGAGGAACUGCAUUGAGUUUGCUUUAAAAGCUAAACCUGUUAGAAGAUACAUCCCCAAGCAUAGGAUUCAGUACAAGACAUGGUGGUUUGUGACGUCACAACGGUUCGAGUACUGCAUCUUCUUCUUCAUUGUCCUAAACACAGUGGCGCUGAUGAUGAAGUUCCAUGGAGCCUCUCCGGAGUAUAAGAAGGUUCUCGACUACAUAAAUAUGCUGUUAACGACGGUUUUUAUGCUGGAGUUUGUAUUCAAGCUCGCUGCGUUUAGAUUUAAGAAUUACUUCGGUGACGCAUGGAAUACUACAGACUUUAUUCUUGUGGUCGGCAGUAUUAUAGAUAUUGUUGUGACACAAGUCAACGAAAACAAACCUCCGGCUGACUUCGGACUUGUCAGCAAAGCUAAUAAAGAGGGCUCCAACCUUCUAAAAUACAUCACGUUCUUCCGUCUCUUCCGAGCUAUGCGUCUGAUAAAGCUGCUGUCCAGAGGAGAGAGGAUCAGGACUCUUCUUUGGACCUUCAUCAAGUCUUUCCAAGCACUGCCGUACGUCGCGCUGUUGAUCGUUCUUCUGUUCUUCAUUUACGCUGUUGUUGGGAUGCAGCUUUUCGGCAAGGUUUAUCCUGACGAUGACGUGAUAAGCAGCAACAAUAACUUCAAGACUUUCGGUGGAGCUCUUAUGGUGCUGUUCAGAUCAGCUACAGGUGAAGCUUGGCAAGAUAUAAUGAUGGCAUUAUCUCCGAAUACUGAUGAGAGGCCACACAAUCCCGUCCACUGCAUCAAGCCCGACAGAUAUGACAUGGAACCGGACAAGGAAAAUUGUGGCACCUGGAUGGCUUUCCCGUACUUCAUCUCUUUUUCUUUAUUGUGUACUUUCUUGAUCAUAAAUCUGUUCGUGGCUGUCAUCAUGGACAACUUCGAUUACUUAACCAGGGAUUGGUCUAUUUUGGGUCCUCAUCAUCUCGACGAAUUCGUUAGGUUAUGGAGCGAAUACGAUCCUGAUGCAAAAGGGAGAAUAAAGCACUUGGACGUUGUCACUCUACUCAGAAA
Messenger RNA from Spodoptera exigua (beet armyworm), 3854 nucleotides. The record is from the annotation of a GenBank genome assembly. Lineage: Eukaryota; Metazoa; Arthropoda; Insecta; Lepidoptera; Noctuidae.